Molecule: messenger RNA, 3934 nt
Organism: Acanthochromis polyacanthus (spiny chromis)
Lineage: Eukaryota; Metazoa; Chordata; Actinopteri; Pomacentridae
Gene: nostrin
Product: nitric oxide synthase trafficking
Exons: 16
Coding region: 1808-3541 (577 amino acids)
Biological process (GO): signal transduction
Cellular component (GO): cytoplasm; plasma membrane
Molecular function (GO): protein binding
Source: RefSeq, a predicted model, not a curated record
GGCAUAUAUGAUUUCUCAGCAGUGUUCUCCGGAAACAUAAAAACACAGUAGUGGAAAGUGGCCAAGUGCAAACACUCUAAAACUGCACAGAAGUAUAGCUUUGAGGUACUUGAGCAUCUCCAUUUUGUGCUACUUUAUACUUGCACUCAACUACAUUUCAGAGGGAAAUAUUGUAAAUGGUUGUAUUUAUAUAGCGCUUUUAUCCAAAGCGCUUUACACGAUACGUCACAUUCACACACACAUUCACACACACUGAUGGCGGAAGCUGCCAUGCAAGGCGCUAACCACGACCCAUCAGGAGCAAUUAGGGGUUAGGUGUCUUGCUCAGGGACACCUCGACAUGAGCACGACCGGCCGAGGAUCAAACCGGCAACCUUCCAGUUACAAGACGGCCACUCUACCCACUGAGCCAUUGUACAUUCACUCCACUGCUUUAGCUACUUUUGAGAUUUUGUUUACAAUAGAUAGCACAACAAGCUGUUAAAAUACAUGUUAAAGAUUGUUUAUUGGCGUCUAACAUCUUAUUUCACUGUAGAGAUUUUUAGAUGUCUUUGAGUUGUUAACCUAACAGCGUUUUUCACUCUAAAUUUCUCACAUGGUUUUCAAAAAAUGUUCAAACGAUCAAAGUAAACAUGAUUAAGGAUCAAAGAUUAGUCAGUAAAUCCAAAAUUGAAAGCAAAUGUGUAGAUGAGAACUACUUCUUUCCUCUCACACUUAUAUCAUGACCCCUUCAGGUGUGUCUGGUGUCCAUGUGUUAAAUUAUUACUUCAAAAACCUACUCCUGUUAAUACUUACUUUCAGCUACUACUUUUUUCAUGUAGGAGCUUUCUUUAUGAUGGAUUAUUGUUAUUCUGCUGUAUUGGUACAUAUGUAAAUGAUCCGAAUACUUCCUCCAACUCUGCAUUAACAAAACUCAUUCACCUCCAACGGCUGUUCUGACAUGUACCAUGGUGCAUGACACUGAAUAAUCCUACAGUCUGUGAUCAAAUAUCAGUCAUUCCGAAUAAUUCUUCCAUUAGAUGACAGCAUUCCACAAUUACCAGAUUCCAUUAAGGCAGCCUUGAUACUGGGUUUUUAAGUGGUUACUAAUGGCUUUAUUAAUGGCUUUAAGAAUGGUUAAAAAUUAUUGACUAAAGGUUGUUUUUGUUGUUUCAAGCCAAUAAAAAAGCACAUUUUUGAGAAUGCCUAAUUGUAAAAAGUGGUUGGAUCUCGUUCCUGGACCACAAGCCAUUAAUUUACAACUUACUAACACUGACAGCUUCAGAUCUAAUGGUCAUUAGUGAGUUUUUUUUUAGACAUUAUCAACAUUUAAUACUUCUUCUUCUUUUAGUAUAUUGGCUGUGUUUGACAGUGAUUGUUUGCUUGCAAGUUCACAAACUUAAAAAGUUCAUGUCUGUGCUGUCAUUAAAGCUCGUUUCCAUUUUUUUUUUUUUUUUUUUUACAAAUGGCAAAAACAAAUAGUUAAAGAAAGUUUCCUGAUGCCUGAACAUAUUUAACUGCACUUAUUCUGACAAUCCAAAAGCUGUUCUCCAUAAUGGCUUACAGAGAUCUGUAAGUAUCUGUAAAGUAUUUACUAGCCCUUUUCUAAAAGGUGACUUAUUAGGAGGUGGUACUUGACGUGAAGCAGUUUUCUCAUCUAUUUUUUUUUUAAUUGUGAUUGUUGUCUACCUGCAGCAGACUGACCUGCCAUCGUAGAUAGCAAACGCCUGCCACCAGCUUCAGUUGACACUUGUAAAAAAUUUUCCCACCCCUUUUACUGGAAUUUUCCUUUGUGUGGCACACCAGCACAAGCUCAGGUGAUUUCCGCAUGAGUGACUUUGGGAGGAGAGUGGUCAAAGUUCCAGGUUCAAAGUCAACAAACAGCCACAGUCUUAAGAUGAAGGACCCUAUCAGCACCUGCACUUACAACCAGCUCUAUCAGAAUGUGAAACGAUACUCAAAGAAUGGGGAGCAUUUCUGCAAAGAGCUUAUGACAGUUUUUCAGCAAAGGGCUGAGCUGGAAUUGACUUAUGCUAAAGGGCUACAAAAACUUGCUGGCAAACUCAUCAGGGCCUCUAAAGGAAUGUCAAACAAUUCCACCUACAGCGCCUGGUGUCAUGUGUCAGAUGAGAUGUACUCGAGAGCAGACGCCCACAGAUCGUUAGGAAACGCAUUUCAUCAAGAAGCAAUUCUGGAAAUACGACAAGUCCUAGAGGAGCAUAACAAGAGGAAGAGGCCUCUUGACAAUGCCAUUGAAAGAAAUGGAAAGCUUGUUACUGCUAACUGGAGCGAGCAGCUCAAGAUAAAAAAGAAACUAGUUGGACUAACAAGAGAGCACGAGGCCCUGUUCAACUUUGUGGAAAACAACAGACAAAUCUGCACAGAGAAAGAAAAGCAAAAGAUGCUUAACAGGCUGACUAAGUCAGCAGAGAUGCAGACGCGGGUGGAUGAGGAGUACUUUAACAUCAACAUGGAGGGCCAUCAGAUGAGACUGAAGUGGGAAAACACAUUGAAAACCUGCUACCAGAUCAUACAGGAGCUGGAGAAACAGCGAAUUGAAGUUCUGCACAACAUUUUGAACAGAUACAUCCUCCACAUGUCCGGCUGCGGCCAGACGCUCAAACAUGGUCAAAAACAGAUAGAACAGGCCGCCCUAAGGGUGGACGUGGACAAAGACAUACGAGAGCUGGUGGAGGAAAACAGCACCACAGCAGAGGAUAACAAAGCAGAGUUUUUGAUGACUGAUUAUUUUGAGGAAGACAGCAAAUCCCUGAUGGGCAAAGACAGAAGAAGAGAUGCCAUCAAGCUCAAACUUGAGCGUCUGGAGGUCUGUAUUGCAAAAACAAAGAAAGACUGCGAAGGAAUUGAAAAGCUGAUAAAAACAUAUUCUGAAAAUCCAUCUUUUUCCAACCAAAAGAACCUUGAGGAAACUGAACAGCAUCUCGAUGAGAGUACUCUAAAACUGGACCUUCUCGAGGCCACACACUGCAAGCUCUCUGUGACGCUGUCUGAACUAGAAGGAAAGCCCAAGUCAUUCCACCGAUUCAGCAGCAGCAUUUUGAAAUGGAAAGAUAAGGACUGUGAACAUAGUGUCGUCCAGCUGACUCGUCCAGUCAAACUCAGGAGGACACCAUGUCGGUCCCGACAGUCACUGAGAGCGUCCAUCAUUUACAAAGGACCGGCUCAGUUUGUGGCACAGCAGUCUGUGGAGCCUUCACCAAACAUCACCGACCAGGAAACUUCCACAACCGGAGCUGCACAGGAAACAGCAGCCGUGGAGUGUGACAGCACUGUAAACGGAGUGUCGCCUCACACAGAUGACGACGACGGACAGGAUCAAACACCAGAGUUGUGCAGUAUAGGAAAAUGCAAGGCCCUGUACAAUUUUACACCUGAACACGAUGACGAGUUGACUCUGAAAGAAGGAGACCUUCUAGAUAUCUGGGCCAAGGAAGAAAAUGGUUGGUGGUUUGGAACUCUUAAUGGACAGACAGGCCAUUUCCCAUCAACCUAUGUGGAAGAGCUGCCUAUUCUAGACAGUGUUAAAUCAUCUGACGCCUGAUGAGCAGCAAAGACUCACAAUGAUUUGAGAAGAUUCCUAAAUUCUGCAGUACUAAAACUGCACCCACAAAAAAUACUUUGUUUGUGCACCAACAAUUUCAUUCAAUUUAAUACACAUUUGUCUGCUGACAAUAAGGAUCCGAUUUUCUUUCACUGUCCUUCCUCGUUAAUCUAAGAAUUUAUUCUGUAUUUGAACUUUUAUACCCACAUAAUUGUUUCCAUUAUUUAUACUACAAUGUGUACAGACAAACUCAGCGACAGAGUAUUUUUAAAAACACAUACUUUAUUAUAUCAGUAUGAGUGACAGGAAAAUAAAACUGUUUUACUUCUUCGAUAUCCCUACAGUCUGUAAAAUGAGUAACAAUGACAAAAAAAAUUAAACUGUUUACAUCAA